This is a messenger RNA of Phlebotomus papatasi, 3729 nucleotides long. Its product is annotated as tubulin glycylase 3A-like. Lineage: Eukaryota; Metazoa; Arthropoda; Insecta; Diptera; Psychodidae. Gene Ontology annotation, cellular component: cilium. Gene Ontology annotation, molecular function: protein-glycine ligase activity, initiating. The record is from RefSeq and is a predicted model, not a curated record. Gene Ontology annotation, biological process: protein polyglycylation; cilium assembly; cilium movement. The transcript is spliced from 2 exons. Bases 853 to 3636 code for a protein of 927 amino acids.
UUGUAAAAUAUUCAAAUGAUUUGAAGGAAAAUUCUUUGUACUAACAAAAAAUCGGAAAAUUCUAUGCUACAAUAAUACAGCUCGAACAUACCGAUAGCGCGCCUAGCAGAAAAAAGGUAGAAAUGUUUCCCGCCAAAAUUAGCUAAAGCAUUUCGCGCUAAAAUGAAAUAGUGCACACGAAUAUCAUUUCUCUACCGACGUUGAAUGUAUGCAUGCCAAGCAAUUCACUGCAAAUAGGAAAAGUUUCCAGAAUGAAAUCAAUUGAGAAAUCGAGAACGCUGCUCCCAGUCUAAAUAUUGAGAUUUCAGGAAGUUCUCAACGUCAAUGGGCAAAAUCGUUUAUUGGAAAAUAUUUGUUACUCGCAAUAUAAUUCGAAGCAAAUACAGAGGGUUCAUCGAACGGCAGCGCAAAUUACAGUUUGAGAAGUUGCACGAAAAGACUAUUUCUCUUGGGAAAAUUGCCCAAAAGAAACAAAAAGGAAGGAGGAAGUGAAGAAGUCAAUUCCUGAGGUUAUUUUGCGACAUGCUUGUGUUGAGGGAUCUCAUUUUACUGGGAAUUUAUGAUGGAGUUCUGCACACGUGUGAAAACAGCAAAUUUUCAUGAGCCGUGGACAGAGACUCCUUGGCACCCCUCCUAGAAUUUCUUUUGGAAAUUCAGAGAGGCAGAAAGAGAGAGAGCCAGCACGCGCACAAAAAUAGCGCGAAAGUAGGUUGAAUUCCGAUGUUUGGUGCACUCGAUCCUGCGGAGACGGAAGGAGUCACACGAAGGCGCACGCGAAUCCUGAAUCCAGAGUCAGUUGGUCGUGGUGAGCGGAAGUGAUUGGUUCGAUGGGAAAAUGUCGGGCAGCAAGUGAUGAGUGAGCUGAAGACGCCCUUGAGGCGAGAAAUUUUUUCCAAAACUGCUACAAGUCGUACAUUGAAGCCCGAUACCUCAAGGAUAUUCCACAAUGCCACCAGGAGACGCCAAGAGAGCCCUCUCGAGUCUUCAUCGGAAGACGAUGCAGAAGAAGAGACAUCACAUAAGAGCAUACGCAAGAAGAAGGAUCCCUCAGCUGUGACUUUAUUUUGCACGGGAUUUUCAGAUUCAACUUGUCAGUGUAAUAAUCUCGAGACACUUCCAGUUCGAACAAGACAAUCUGGGGAACCCAGACGUUGCAUUUCAACAGAGAGACUCAAUGAGCUCAGAAAACGCGCCCAGGAAGCUCAAAAGAACCAUCGAGUUUUUACAAUCAGAGGUUGUUUUUACACAGUGAGGAAAGCUCUUUUGCAGCGAGGAUGGGUAGAAAAAUUAGAUGUCCAUAGACGUGCUUCUAUGCCUUGUAAUUUCACCAUUGAGGAAAUGCUCCAUCAACUUCCCUCCCGUAGAGCAGGAGAAUCUAGGAGACAGUAUCUAAUCAAAUGUGAGAGAAACAUACUGUCGCGCUUCCUGGAAUACACCCCUGUAGAUUUCCUCUGGACAGCUAGGAAGGAGAAGGCUGAUUGGAUUGAUAUGGCAAGGAAUCCAUCUUUGCUCAUAAAUAAAUUCCAUAAAGUUCCCUUCACAACCAAAGAGGGACUCUGUUCAAGCCUUAGAGACUUCCACUGGUUUUAUGAAGAUGGAAUUGCAGAGACCUAUUAUCCUAGAUGUUUCAAUGUGUGGAGUCCUGAUGAACUCAAUGAUUUUAUUGACGAUUUUCGUCUUACUGCCUGUAUGGGACUACUCAAGUGGCUAGUUCAGACAUUCAGAACUCAAAGCCUGGACGGUGUGGCUUCUUCUACAGGUACAGUGCCCAUAACAUGUGUCCACUUUGCCGUAAAAAGAUGCAGAGAAUUUGUGGACUUUUGCCAACAUCGCGACAUUGACUGUCCAGAUGAGAAUCUAAAAAUCUGGGAGCAUGACUGGGAUGUCUUUCUAACUCAUCACUAUCUCCUCACUCACGAAAAUGCCAAACUUCUUAACGUAGACGAAGAUCCCGUUGAAUCCUAUAUAAAUCUUGUAGAGAAGCUUCUUAGAGAUGUUGAGAUUUUCUGGCCACAAUUUCAUGCUGAUGGAUUCCUCAACAUUUGGAUUGUAAAACCAGGAAAUCGCUGUCGCGGUCGAGGAAUACUUUUGAUGAACAAUAUCAAAAAAAUUAUACAAUUGGUCAACCCUCCAACAAUCACCAAAACUCGCUACGUUGUGCAAAAGUACAUGGAACGACCCCUAACCAUCCACAACACGAAAUUCGACAUCAGGCAGUGGUUUCUCAUCACAAGCGUUCAACCUUUGGUAAUAUGGAUGUACAAGGAGAGCUAUCUGCGUUUCAGUUCUCAGGAAUACAAUCUUCUGAACUACCACGAAUCUGUUCAUCUUACAAAUCAUGCUAUUCAGAAGAAAUAUGUCAAUGGACAGAGGGAUGAUAGACUUCCGGCAGAAAAUAUGUGGGAUUGCCAUACUUUUCAAGCUUACCUGAGAAUGAUUGGAAAACUCGAGCUAUGGGCAGAGAGGAUCUAUCCAGGUAUGCAGAGAGCCAUUAUUGGAUCAAUGCUCGCUUCUCAGGACAAUAUGGACAGAAGACCAAAUACAUUUGAGCUUUUCGGAGCUGAUUUCAUGGUGUCUGAAGAUUUCUAUCCUUGGCUCAUUGAAAUUAAUUCCUCUCCUGAUCUGGGAUCAACAACAAGCGUAACAGCUCGACUGUGUCCUCAAUGCCUGGAGGACACAGUCAAAGUGGUUAUUGAUCGUCGAAAUGAUCCUAAAGCAGAUACUGGCGGAUUCGAACUCAUCUAUCGGCAGAGCAUACCUCCAGCUCCGGCUUACAUGGGCCUAAAUCUGUUUCUAAAGGGACAGCAACUUCUGACAAAGAGCACUUCCACCAGGCGAUCUCAAGACACGAAAUAUCGUGAAGAUCUGCGAAUAAUCUCACGUCCUGUUCCCAGAACAGCCGCUACCCAUCAGAACUCUUCUGGAAAUCCAGGAAUUACUACCACUCAAGGCCCUUACAUCAUGGACCUCAUGGAUUGCUUGAAUCUUAAACCUAAUCAAGUCUCCCCUAAGACUAGAAAAACUUCCCCUUCAACUAUUCUCAGAAAAGUUGUCAAUAAAACAAGCAGAGGAACUCAGUCAUCCAACACUAGAAUUACCAAUAGCUCCAGGAAAAAUGAACAAAAACCAACCCCCAAAGUUGAUUCUCAGCGACGUCAUGCAAGCUGUGGCCCUAGAAUUGUUGUGGUACAGGAAGAACCUCCACCUUCAGAGGAAAAGAAAGUUUCCCAGAAGGAAAUAACAUGCAUAGGAAACAGAUACUGUCCAGAAAAACUUGAAUCCACUUCGACUCCUACUUCAUCCCGUACAAAUCAACCCAUUCAGGAGAGCAUGAUAUUCAAAUCAAAAAGUGCCAGUAACAUUUUCUGCAAACUCAGAAACUCUACAUCUGUAAACCAGAGGAGCUCCUUAUCUCCAUAUCGUAGUCUCACCAAAAGUUCAACGAUUGGAACAUCUGGAAGACGAGAUGAUGAUCACUAUUGCUCCCAUUUUUUCGCAGUGGGGCUCAGUUUGCGUGCCUGGAGAGCAAAAUACAACAAAAUCUUGAAUUCCCAGAAGGAAAAUCUGCCCACGCCUCUCAUAAAGAGUUGCAGCCCAAAGCCCCAGGCGCCAGCAAAAAUCAAUCAGAAAUUAUGAUGAAAUCACUAAACGAAACACAUAAUUGCAGCCCUGGCCGAUAAACAAGGAGUUCUGGACGACAUGGAAAGUAAUUGGUCAAUUUUCUUCAAG